AUGACGGCGGGAAAUGCCGCGAUCGAGCAGGAGUGCGCGCUGGAUCCAGCGAUGGCGGAGCUUCGGCAGCACCUACUCCGGCAUCGCAUCACCUUCUGCGUCUUUGACAUGGAUUUGACCGUAACCAAAAUGCACACGAGAGGGGCCUUGCCUCGUGAUCCGGACACCAUGAGGUCCUACCUCGAAUCCGGGCGUGCGACGGAUGCCGUCAAGACGAUGAAGCUGUGCCGAGCCCUGGGCCUCACCAUCGGGAUCGCGACGUUCCAGAGAGAGGUGGACGACUCGGCGCACAUUGGCGGCUCGCACCUUGUCCGCCGCGUCCUUGGGGCGAUCGGUGCCGGGGACCUGGUGAGCGACCGGGAUGUGGUCGCCCUGACCUCCUCGCAGUACUCGGAGAUGAUCCGGCACCAGGAGAGCUACACCAAGAACGACAUGAUCCGCGUGCUGUUCGAGAGGCGGGGGGAGGCGUACUCCCCGGGGAACACCCUGCUGAUCGACGACACCCGGCGGAACGUCGAGGCAUUCGUUAGGAUAGGCGGCCACGGGCUCCUCGUGGAGGGGGGGCAGGGGUUGAUCCUGCGGAACGCGAAGAUCGAUCGCCUCACGACGAUUGCCAAGGGCUAG
This is a messenger RNA of Ectocarpus siliculosus, 624 nucleotides long. NCBI's taxonomy places the organism in Eukaryota, Phaeophyceae, Ectocarpales, Ectocarpaceae. The record is from the annotation of a GenBank genome assembly.